This is a messenger RNA of Lampris incognitus (smalleye Pacific opah), 502 nucleotides long. Its product is annotated as C-X-C motif chemokine 11-6-like. Gene Ontology annotation, cellular component: extracellular region. Gene Ontology annotation, molecular function: CXCR chemokine receptor binding; chemokine activity. Gene Ontology annotation, biological process: chemokine-mediated signaling pathway; neutrophil chemotaxis; inflammatory response. Lineage: Eukaryota; Metazoa; Chordata; Actinopteri; Lampriformes; Lampridae. The transcript has 4 exons. The record is from RefSeq and is a predicted model, not a curated record. Bases 42 to 341 code for a protein of 99 amino acids.
ACUUCAAUUUGAGGGACCGUGGAGUCAAGGCACAUCAAUCAAUGGCUAGCUCAAUAACAUUAGCUGUGUUCUGCCUUCUCACCUGCCUGCUUGUCUUCCACGUAGAAGGGCAACUUCAUAGUCGUCUUAAAUGUAAGUGUUCAGGCAAAUAUGUUGACAGCCUACACCAUAAACUCAUGACGAGUUUUCAAGUUCACGAGAAAAGUCCCCUUUGUCCACGAGUGGAGAUUGUUGCAACAUUAAGGACUAACAUUUGCGUGAAUCCAGAUUCCAAACUUGGCAAGUUUCUCAUUGAGGUCGAUAGAAAAAGGAAUGAGAAGAAAACAAAUCACCGCAUCUGAUGGCACAACUUUGGCCAGACAAACCAAAACUUAACUGCCUACACGACAUCUACCCUGUGAGCUCUCCGUUGCAGAAGACUGACCUGCAGUAGGUCACUAUCUCACUGAAGACAACAAGCCAUACGGAAGUGAAAAAGUUCUCCUUACCAGAUGUUCAAUGU